Molecule: messenger RNA, 1140 nt
Organism: Trametes versicolor FP-101664 SS1
Lineage: Eukaryota; Fungi; Basidiomycota; Agaricomycetes; Polyporales; Polyporaceae
Exons: 4
Coding region: 1-1140 (379 amino acids)
Source: RefSeq, a predicted model, not a curated record
AUGUCGGACAGCGGUUACAACAUCUGGAGCGUCGUGAGCAGUGUACUAGGCCUACUAGGACUUAUACGCCUUGCUUGGAUCUACACGCAACUUCCCUCCAGAAAGUUCCGUGCUCUAGAGCGUCUCAUGGCGGAAACAGAGGGGAUGUUUCGUAAAGGGCUCGAUGACGGACUUUACACGUGCGAGACGGACCUAUGCAAACUCCAUUCAAGCUUCCUAGCGAAUCUUUUCAUCGACGACUUGCGUGACUCAGUGGGCACCCUCGACACAUGGACUGCGGAAGUGGCGGGUUGGUGGGGUGGUCUCUCAGGCAAGAUCGCUCGUGUUCACAAAGAGGUGGAGAAAUUGCGCUCCAAAGUCGUCGAUAGUAGUUCCAGGAACCGACGACGACUCGCUGCGGAAGGGUAUGCCCAGAUCGUAGCUCGAUACUCUAGUUCGCGUAGCCAAGAACGUCGCUCGAGCAUACUCUCGUUCAUUAGCCAAGACGACUGCUCCACCCCGUCCGAGUCGCCUAGCGACCCCGGCCAAGCCAGCGACGUGCCACCGGCUCUCGAGUGGUACCCGCCCCCUCGCCGCACCGAUUCCCCACUUCCGAUCCUAGAACAAGACACCCCGCUUCCGGCCCGAUCGGAUGCUCCGCCCCACACUUCUCUGCGUGAGGACCUCGGCCUCGCCACUGUUUCCGACGCAGAUCCGCAUCCACCCUCGGUCACUCCAAACGCUGAUCAACGGCCGGACAACACUCCGAGUUGUAAACCAACCUGCGAAGACGCUAGGUCCCUCUCCGUCUCGGAAACGGAUCUUAAGCAUCUCCUCGCGCUGGCUCUGGGGUCCUCGAGCUUCCGCGACGAGAAGGGUAAACGCCACCGUGCGACACGGCGCGAUGUCUUACUGCGCUUUGGCCAGCAUCUGUUUGGCCCCGAUACCUCCUUCGAUGUUCCCGAAGCAUCGUCGCAUACGCGACAUGCCAAACGCACCCGCCUAAAAGGAGCGACGUGCCGCAUACGAGGUUACCGUGAACUCUCGCCGCAAGGCAUAUCCAGGGCUGCUGGUUCAGUCCAUUCCUCCGACAAGGCACCACCCGUGCUCGAGCGCGUAAAAGACGACGAGUACGGCGCGGCUGAUUGGCAAGACGAAUGA